AUGGAUAGUUAUACUCUUAAUGCAACAAGAAUACUUGUACAAGCUAUUUUAACAAUAACCGCUGACGAUCGUCAUUCAUCUAGUGUACAAUCUGUAUGUCAAUAUAUUUAUUGUUCAUUUUCUCUAAAUGAUCAAGAAGAUAAUAAUGAAACAUGUCAUGUUACAGCAACCAAAUUAUUUUUACCUGAAGAAGUACGACAACAAAAAAAUUUAAAUUUUAUUUUAUUUGUCAAAUAUAUAAAACUCUAUAUUUAUCCAUUACUUAUUUUCAUGGGUAUAUUUGGAAAUGGUUUAUCAUGUUUUAUUAUGUUUCUUAAUGUUCGUCGUAAUGGAUAUACAGCAAAUCUUUAUUUAGCCUUAUUAGCAUUUGUUGAUUGCUUAUUUUUAUUAGGUAGUGCAUUACCUGAUUGGAUAUCUCAUAUAGACAAUAAACUUGAUAUAAAACUUUUAUCAGAUUUUUGUUGUCGUUUUGUUUAUUGGUUUGGAAAUUUUAUAACACAUUUAUCAGCUGGUCUUGUUGUUAGUAUUACAGUUGAACGUUUUAUUGCAAUACAAUAUCCAUUGAUUGCUCAUAAGAUUCAUACUGUUAAACGUACACAUAUGGUAUUAAUUAUUUUAAUAACUUUCUUCUUUUUAUUGGAUAGUCGAAUUUUUAUUCUUGUUAAACAUUUAAAUGACAGCAUACAUAUUGUAUUAACUUGUCAUAAUGAUACAUAUAUUACAUAUGAAAGACGAGAUAUAUUACGAUGUAGUCUAGCAAAUGAAACUUAUAAACAAAUGUGGGUUUUGAUUGAUUUUGCUGUUUAUAAUUUAAUACCUUUUUCUAUUAUUAUUACACUUAAUUGUUUAAUUAUACGUCGUUUAAUUGAUGCACAACGUUUAAGACAACAUAUGUUUCAUCCUAAAAAUACAUCAACAAAAUAUGAAGAACAAAGUUCAAAUCGAAAUGUGUCUGACAAUAGUCAAAUAGUAACUGAAAAACAUCGACGAUUAAGACAUUUUCGAUCAAUUCCAGCAACAGUACUAUCACCAAUUAUAUCUCGUCGAUCAACAAAUCAACGUUCUUUACGUUCUACUAUAAAACAAUCAAGUGUAUCAAUUGAAUCAUCAUUAGAAACUAAAAUUCGUUCUCAUUAUCAAUAUGAAAGUUCUCUAAUACGUCAAACAACAAAUAUAAAUAAUAUGCGUUUAACAAUAUUACUAUUAUUUGUUUCCUGUUCAUUUUUAAUUUUAACUUUACCAGCUGUUGUACUCAAUUUAUUAAUGUCAACAAAAUUACAAAAAACAAAAUCAUUAACAUUUAAAAAUUAUUUCAGUUCAACUGAUGAUAAUUUAUAUUCGGAUAUAAAUAAUUAUUAUACAAUAGCACGUUUAUUAAUGAUUGUAAAUCAUUCAAUAAAUUUUAUACUUUAUUUUGUUGUUGGUAAACGUUUUCGUCGUGAUUUAAAAAAUCUUUGUCUUAAAUAUUGUAGACGAUAA
Molecule: messenger RNA, 1479 nt
Organism: Rotaria sordida
Lineage: Eukaryota; Metazoa; Rotifera; Eurotatoria; Philodinida; Philodinidae
Source: the annotation of a GenBank genome assembly